GCCUCGGCUCCCGUAGCCUCUCGUCGCGUCCUGAGGUGAUAAAGAGGCGCUGCUCCCGUCCCCCCUGCCCCCGCCCGGCUUGCUUUUCUCCGGGUUAUUCGAAAAAGGAUCCCGGCGGGCUCGAAUUGGGAAGUCUGCAAAAGGGCGGCAAGAGGAGGAGAGGAAAUAAUCGGGGUCACCUCAGCCACCAGCUGUUCAAACAUCAUGCAGGACAUGCAGAAGCUGCCUCAGAAGUACUCAUCGUCCCAAUCCUCCAAAUUAUGCAUCUCUGCCCAGAUGGCGUCAGUCCGAGGAAGCACCCAGUGGUGGACCAUAUUGCACUGCUCCAGCAGGUCCUCAGCUGUUGCCAGCAUCAGGAUCCUGUGCAGGACAUCCACUGCCAUGCUCCUGGCCACCAUUCCUUCAGUCACGCUGGCCAUGUAUCAGAUGGGCAACAAAGACUGGGGGAAGUCCAGGAGGACCAGCUGAAGGGCCCCCAGCAUCAGCAAACAGGAGAUGACCAGACAGAAGGGCGCCUAGACACUGCGGCCUCACAUGGAGGGCAUCCUCACACGGAGGGCAUCCUUCGCCCAGAGAGCUUCAGCUAUGGAGCGGGCCGAUUACUGGAAAUCUCAACCCAAGAAAUUCUGUGAUUACUGCAAAUGCUGGAUAGCUGACAACAAGCCUAGCAUAGACUUUCAUGAAAGAGGAAAGAACCAUAAGGAAAAUGUCGCUAAGAAAAUUAGUGAGAUUAAAAAAAAAAGUUUGGAAAAGGCAAAAGAAGAGGAAAAAAUGUCAAAGGAAUUUGCAGCCAUGGAGGAAGCUGCAAUGAAGGCUUAUCAAGAAGAUUUGAAAAGGCUUGGAGUUAAGGCAGAAUCUGUAGGUCAGAGUUCAACACCAAAAAAGCAAGAAGAAAAGAAAGAAAAGAAGGAAAAGAGAAAAAAAGAAAGAGAGACCACCAAAACUUCAUCAAAUGAAACAAAGGAAUGGGUGCAAGGAUUUUCUCCAGAAGGCUACAUGUAUUAUUACAACACUAUAUCGGGAGAAUCACAAUGGGAGAAACCAGAAGGAUUUCAAGACAACUCUCAAGAAUCCCAAAUGACAGCACAGUGGAUUGAAGGAGCAAGUGAAGAUGGUCGCACCUAUUACUACAAUACAGAAUCUGGCAUAUCAACCUGGGAGAAGCCAGAUGGUUUUGUGUCUUCUUCAAGUGAGAGUAGUCAAAAUGAAAACCGUUCCGAAGAGACCGCUGAAAUGGAUUCAAAAGGAGCUGAAUCAGAUGCUGAAAAGGGAGGAAGUAAAAGUGAACUGCGAAAGCCAAAACGAAACUUCCGGAGGAAAACAGAAAGUGAUGAAGAAGUAGAGGAAAAGCCUCGAAAACCCAAAAAGUUCAGCCCUUAUGGAGAAUGGCAGGAAGUAAAACGGGAAAGCAUCGAUCAACAGGAAGCAGCAACUGUUCCUCAAGAAACAUCCCAGGCAGCAUCUCAAACAGCUAAGCCUUAUGGAGAAUGGGAGGAAAUCACAGAAGAAGAAGAUCCAUAUGAAAAAGUAGAUUUGGAACUUCCCAACAUGGAGAGCAACACUCUGCCAGCCCCAGUUCUGGAAGUACCAGAGGAUGCCCAAGUGGUAUUUAAAGAAAAAACUGUCACUUCCCUUGGCGACACAACAGAGGGGAUACCAGUUUUCAAAAAGCGAAAAUUUGAAAAUGGAAAGUCUAGAAACAUACGACAGAGACUGAAUGAUCACUAACAUUUUAACUACACAGUCUAGAUGGUUCUUCAGUGGAAGAGGACAAAGGGUGAAGAAGAAAUAUUUUAAACUAUUUCUUUACAAGAAAUGGUUAGAAACCAAGCUUCUAGUUCUUCAAAAGUGUCUUGCGUAUUAAUUGUAUCAGAUAUCUUAUUCUUGAGGUGAUGCUAUUUUUGUUUGCUAGAAAGUUUAUUUCAUUUAUGCAGUCAUGUAAAUAUAUUAUUUUUACAUAC
This is a messenger RNA of Elgaria multicarinata webbii, 1961 nucleotides long. It is a transcript of the gene WBP4, whose product is annotated as WW domain binding protein 4. Gene Ontology annotation, molecular function: protein binding; RNA binding; zinc ion binding. The record is from RefSeq and is a predicted model, not a curated record. The coding region runs from base 535 to 1728 and encodes 397 amino acids. Gene Ontology annotation, cellular component: precatalytic spliceosome; nucleus. Lineage: Eukaryota; Metazoa; Chordata; Lepidosauria; Squamata; Anguidae. Gene Ontology annotation, biological process: mRNA splicing, via spliceosome. The transcript has 11 exons.